Molecule: messenger RNA, 1500 nt
Organism: Carassius auratus (goldfish)
Lineage: Eukaryota; Metazoa; Chordata; Actinopteri; Cypriniformes; Cyprinidae
Product: coiled-coil domain-containing protein 112
Exons: 9
Coding region: 82-1401 (439 amino acids)
Source: RefSeq, a predicted model, not a curated record
CAUGGCAACAGUCCAAACAGAUCCUCAAGACGGACUGGUCGCCUAUGAUCAACGCCUUAAUUAAUAUUAACGAUCAUUUUAAUGAAGGACCGAAUGUCUGUCGCGGAUUUUCUGCGGGAAGCGGAAGCUCUCAGAAGGCUGCUGUUUAAAGAGGAGAGAGCGGCGGGACCGCGCGCGCUCACAGAGCUCCGGGAUCACAUGAACGCGCAGCUCCGAGCAGACAUGAUGAAAGUCCAGCAGCAGCUGCAGAAACUCAGGAACGGUGUCUUCAGGUUCCAGGAGCAGCUGAUGGAUGUCAAAGCGUCUCCAGAUGUGAUUGAGAAACUAAAAGAGACCAUGACUGAUAUUGAGAACUCCAUCAGUGUUUUCAAAGACACACAACAUCAGAGUUUCGAGGAGCUCCUGAAAGAAGAGAGGACCUUCUCACAGGAGAUCUGUGCCUUCGAGAAGAAGAUUGACUCCUGGUCACUGCCUGUGAAAGCAGACGUGCGUCGUCCUCGUUCAGACGAGAAGAGCGACUGGAGGAACCUUCCUCCGGAGCUGACGGCGCUCCAGACCUUCCUCCAGCAGACGGGAGGCAGACACGGCGGAUGGGACGAGUUUGACCACCACAGCUUCCUGAAAGUGUGGACGAAGCACAGCGGAAAGCCCUCGUUCAGACAAGAAGCCAAGCUUUAUUUACCUGGACGGACCGAGGAGGACGUCAGGCUGCAUGAGGAGUGGUUUGUGGAGCUACGGCGGCUGCAGGACGCACAGAGAGAGGCCAUCCGCAAGUGGAGAGCGUCCAAGCGGAGAGAGCGUGAGCUGCAGCGGGACAGAGACGAGGAGCCGCAGGAGGACGAGGCCCGGUGUCUUCUGAAGCAGAAGCAGGAGGAGGAGCGCAGGGAGGCGUCGGAGCGUCUGGAGGCUUGGAGGAGGCGCAGGACACAGCAGAGAGAAGAGGAGCGAGAGCAGCGGCUCAGAGACCAGAUCCUGCAGCGGAGGAGAGACACAGAAGAGCGGCGGAGACAGCUGGAGGUCAAGCUCCUGGUGGAGGCACACGCCCAGCAGAAGAAGGAGCAGGAGGAGCUGCGUCUGCUGGAGGAGGAGGCGCAGGAGCAGGCGGAGAGACAGGAGCGGCAGCGGCAGGCGGCUGAAGGCAUCAGACGCUUCCAGGAGCGAGACUCACGACGCCUCGAGGAGAAACUCCAGGAGAAACAGAGCAAAGAGGAGGAGGAGAGCGAGCGGCAGAGGACACUGGACAAACUGAAGGAAAAGGUGGAGGUCAGCAGGGAUCCGUCCAGACUCUGGAAGUUCACUAAAGUUUGGGAAGAGCGCACGAAAGAGAUCGGCCCGUCCGGAACCGGACCCGUGUUUCAGAUCUUCCACAGAGCUGUUCCUUCAUGGAGACAAGACUCGUGAUGGAGCUUCACUGCACCGCUUCAAAAACCAACCCAAUGAACUGGAAACAAAUGUGUUGAAAUGUUGCAUUUUAAAUGAAGUUUCAAUUCAAGAUAAUGG